This is a messenger RNA of Acaulospora morrowiae, 336 nucleotides long. Lineage: Eukaryota; Fungi; Glomeromycota; Glomeromycetes; Diversisporales; Acaulosporaceae. The record is from the annotation of a GenBank genome assembly.
AUGGUGUUCUUAAUUCCGAUAGGGAUCUCAUCGUUUCCUGCAGUUGUCCAAAAUAGUUAUCUGCGUCGUUUGGGAAAUUCGUUGUACCUGUUCACGGUACCGACUGUUUCUACAACGCAAUCCACGAAAAAUCGCAUUUCUUAUUCGAAAUAUACCGAUAUUAUGGACAUGCAUUCGAUAGAGCCCUCUAAUGAUCCGUUGCCUAGGUCUUCUUACGUAAUUAUAGUAAAUGACGGGAGUUGGAGGACCGUUAACAAUUCUCAAUCUUGUUCUUCUGCGAAAGAUAGAUCGGUUCUGGCGAUGAGUAUUGUUAUUCAUUUUUUGAAAAGUGAAUGA